Molecule: messenger RNA, 1388 nt
Organism: Uloborus diversus
Lineage: Eukaryota; Metazoa; Arthropoda; Arachnida; Araneae; Uloboridae
Exons: 10
Coding region: 1-1239 (412 amino acids)
Molecular function (GO): calcium ion binding
Source: RefSeq, a predicted model, not a curated record
AUGCGUGCCUGCUAUUACCCAGGAAGUAACAGGCAGAAUCAAACAAAAUUUAGUCCAUAUGUUUCCCCCUACCAAGAGCAGCUGCCUUCAACAAAGUUUCAGUUGAAAAUAAGAGAAUUCUUCCUUCAAGUCCCAGAAUUAACACCCACACCUAUACCAAAAAAACGAGCAAAUGCUGUCACAUCAAGAAAAGUUGAAAAAAUUACAAGUCCUAAGAAACGUUUCACUCACAAAAUCAAAGGAACGUUAUACAAUUUAAUUGAAGAUUGCUUUUCAAACAGGUACCUGCUAGACAUUGCAGAAAACACUGAUGUAGAGAUUUUAGUGAAGCCUGUUUCACAUUUAGAAGGUGGACAGACAUUGUAUCCGGUUGAAGUAUUGGUUCUUCCACAUGAAGGUCCAGGUCUUAUUUCUUGUUCCACUGCAGUAAACUUGGAAGGAUUUUGUACUACAAAUGCAAGCUUGAAAAAAGGGAAGUACACAGUUGUUCCGGUUCUUUUGAAUUGGGCUGCCGAAGCGAGCCAUUUGGCCGAUAACGGUUUUUUCGAGUCCUUGACGGAAUUGUACGAGGAUGAGUCUACAUUUAACUCUGCAUUAGUCAUCAUUUUACAAGCCAUAUUUUGCUCGGUUGACCUGGAUGAAGAUGGUUUCUUGAAUCGCCAGGAGUUUGAUUUAUUUGCUGAAUACGUAUUAGGAGAACAUGCUGAAGAAUGGUCUGUGAAAAUAGAUGAUCGACUAUCUUUCAGUGAAUUUGUUGAGGAGUGCAAAUUUGUCUUGGAGACGGAUCCUUCUAGAUUCUUACACAUGUUCCAGCAAAUGGGAAUAGAUGGCUCUUUGAAGCAAAAGAAUGCGCAGUCUUUCACGUUAAUAAUCAACUCCACUUCUUCUAAGUUGGCUCUGAGACCUUUGUCUAUAGCAGCAUACAGCAGCCUUGCAGAAAAAUAUUUUAAGAAAAUAGCUGUAGAGAAAGGGUCCUCGAAGAAAGUGAAGAAUAUGAAUGAUUUGGUGUUAUAUACUCACAAGUUACCACACAGAGCAACAAUGGUUAUCCAAAAUCAGGCUCAUUGUAAAGUAACUGUUCAGCUAGAUUGUACCAAAAGUACAAACUGCCAAAGCCACAGAAGAAGUCUAAAUCACUCAAUCCAAAUUAAACCAAGAACAAGUGUUAUUGGACAUCAUCUUUUUCCAACAACAGUCUCCCAACCUUGGUCUGUUGUUUGCACUGCAUCUUUGAAUUAACUUUUACUGUGCAUAACAAUUUGUAUUAUAGUAAUAGCAAAACAGUGAAAUGUUUUGUCCUUUGUUUAUAACACGCUUUCCUGUAAAGAAAAGUGCAAAUAAAUUUCUGUCCUGUUUUACAUGAAACAUAACAUUUAUUUAAGGAGAGA